UGGGACGAUUUCAGUUUUUUUUUUUUAAUUUAAAAUAAUCGAGAUCGUUUUGCUUCCUACAAACCGGCUUGGGUGCGAUUACUCACAGAACGUCCCCUUUGUCUGGACUUUAUCGUUUUGUCGCCAAAACUUUGUUUGGAAUUGACCAAUAAGACAGCAUUGGGAAAACACGUUUUUUCCAGAAGCCGUUGCUAACUCGAGCAUUGUGCAAAACCCCUGUGUAUUGUUGUUGCGUGUUUCAUUUAAUGCAAUUUUUGUAGCUCAUUUGGGCUGAAAUAUUACUUUCCCUGCUUUGAAAGUAAUAUCUGUUGAAUAGUGGACUUGCAGCCACGCGCAUUGCUUUCAAACAUUAGCUGACUACGUUACUGUAGCUAGCCAGGGCUAGCUCUUCACCACCUAGCUAGCUGCGUUAUCUUCACGCGCCGUGCUGGAGUUUUACUAAAAUGUCUGAUUUUGACGAGUUUGAGAGACAGUUGAGCGAAAACAAACACGAGAGGGACAAGGAGAACAAGCAUCACCGCCGCAGCGGCUCACGGAGCCGGAGCCGAGACCGGGAGAGGAAGAGGAGGAGCAGGGAUCGGGACCGGGAGAGGAGGGGUAGCCGGGAUCGCCAUGGCGACAGUAAAGACCGCAGACACAGACGCAGGUGCCGUUUGUUUAACGUGAUGCGGGGCACGCACCGGGCACAACGGGGUCGUUCUCCGCACCGCGAGAAAAAGAAGAAACAGAAGAAGUAUUGGGACGUCCCUCCCCCAGGCUUUGAACACAUUACACCCAUGCAGUACAAAGCCAUGCAAGCUGCUGGUCAGAUUCCAGCCACAGCUCUGCUGCCCACUAUGACCCCUGAUGGUUUGGCAGUGACGCCCACGCCCGUGCCCGUGGUUGGCAGUCAGAUGACACGCCAGGCCAGACGCCUUUAUGUUGGCAACAUCCCCUUUGGCAUCACAGAGGAGUCGAUGAUGGACUUCUUUAACGCUCAGAUGAGGCUGGGUGGACUUACACAGGCCCCGGGAAACCCGGUCCUCGCCGUGCAGAUUAAUCAGGACAAGAACUUUGCCUUCCUCGAGUUCCGUUCGGUGGAUGAGACGACCCAGGCCAUGGCGUUCGACGGCAUCAUCUUCCAGGGACAGAGCCUGAAAAUUCGCCGUCCACACGACUACCAGCCUCUGCCUGGCAUGAGUGAAAACCCCAGUGUAUAUGUCCCAGGCGUGGUCUCGACUGUCGUUCCCGACUCCGCCCAUAAACUCUUCAUCGGAGGCCUGCCCAAUUACCUCAAUGACGACCAGGUGAAAGAGCUGCUGACGUCGUUUGGGCCGUUGAAAGCCUUUAACCUGGUGAAGGACAGCGCCACGGGGCUGUCCAAAGGAUACGCCUUCUGUGAGUACGUGGACGUCAACAUCAGCGACCAGGCCAUUGCCGGGCUGAACGGCAUGCAGCUCGGAGACAAGAAAUUGCUGGUGCAGAGAGCCAGCGUCGGCUCAAAGAACACCUCACUGGUGAGAAACCGUACGGGUAUAAACCAGACCCCAGUGACGUUGCAGGUGCCGGGUUUGAACAGUUCGGUGACUCAGAUGGGAGGCCUGCCCACGGAGGUCCUGUGUCUGAUGAACAUGGUGUCUCCAGACGAGCUGAUCGACGAUGAGGAGUAUGAGGAGAUCGUGGAGGAUGUUAGGGAUGAGUGUAGUAAAUACGGGCAGGUGAAGAGCAUCGAGAUCCCCAGGCCCGUGGACGGGCUGGAGGUGCCCGGGACUGGGAAGAUCUUCGUGGAGUUCACGUCGGUGUUUGACUCUCAGAAGGCCAUGCAGGGUCUGACGGGGAGAAAGUUUGCCAACAGAGUGGUGGUGACCAAAUACUGCGACCCUGAUGCCUACCAUCGCCGGGACUUCUGGUAGACGGACGGACGGACGGACAGACGGCGGGAGAGAGAGAGAGGGAGGGAGAGAGAGAGAGAGAGAGAGAGAGAGAGAGAGAGAUUCAUGGUUACUUUGUUUGCAUGAGUUCUGAAUUCAUUACUUAGCUCCACACAGUCUUGAACUCGGAUUGGUUGAAAGUGUAUGGUGACAGCUCCCAACCGAGCUUACUAUUGGCUCAGAGAGCUGUCAGUCAUAUUUCUUUCACCCAAUCCAUUACCUACAAGGUCAGUUGUCACAGACGUUUCAGUGGACUACGGGGGCCUGGUUUUGAAUUCACACCUGUGUAAAAGUGAUGGGGUAGUUUGGAAAGGGUUAAGUUAAGGAAUAGAUGAUUUUACGAGAGGGGGGAGACAGAGACGGAUAGAAAGAUUGUCAUCUGGAUUAAAAAAAAAAAAAAAGAAAUCAAAACAGAUGCUGGGAGAGAGAAGAAAAGCACAGGGAAGGGAUAAGAGAUUGUUUUUCCUGGCA
Messenger RNA from Chanos chanos (milkfish), 2381 nucleotides. RefSeq names its product U2 small nuclear RNA auxiliary factor 2a (gene u2af2a). The coding region runs from base 444 to 1892 and encodes 482 amino acids. The record is from RefSeq and is a predicted model, not a curated record. The transcript is spliced from 11 exons. Gene Ontology annotation, cellular component: nucleus. Gene Ontology annotation, molecular function: RNA binding. NCBI's taxonomy places the organism in Eukaryota, Metazoa, Chordata, Actinopteri, Gonorynchiformes, Chanidae. Gene Ontology annotation, biological process: female sex differentiation; mRNA processing.